Molecule: messenger RNA, 2086 nt
Organism: Paralichthys olivaceus (Japanese flounder)
Lineage: Eukaryota; Metazoa; Chordata; Actinopteri; Pleuronectiformes; Paralichthyidae
Gene: lbx1b
Product: ladybird homeobox 1b
Biological process (GO): regulation of transcription by RNA polymerase II
Cellular component (GO): nucleus
Molecular function (GO): DNA-binding transcription factor activity, RNA polymerase II-specific; sequence-specific double-stranded DNA binding
Source: RefSeq, a predicted model, not a curated record
UUGAUUACCUACCAAUCGACGAUAACUUGUUAGUAAUCGUCAACUCUUGUGGACCUCGCCAUUUUCAGGGAGGCAUCUCACUCCUGCGGACCCGCUGCUCCCGAGGAUCGACACUUUGAAGACACCCCCCCAUUUUGGAAUAAGAUUUUCUUUUCUUUUCCAAUCUGCGUCUUUAUUUUUUAUUUUCUUCUAACCUCCUUAACUGUUAUGUGACUUUCCUCCCUUGGUUUUUUUGGUAAUAUUUCAACGAAGUCCUGCGUAAACUUGCGCGCAAACCAAUGAUGACAUCCAAAGAGGUGGCCAAAUGUGAUGCAGUGGAGAACAGGAGGCGAAGUCCGCUGGACCACUUGCCGCCUCCUGCCAACUCCAACAAGCCGCUGACCCCCUUCAGCAUCGAGGACAUCCUGAACAAGCCGUCCGUGAAGCGCAGCUACACGAUCUGCGGCACGGCGCACCUCAUCUCGUCCUCUGAGAAGCACCGCCCGUCCAGCAUCCCCCUGUCCAGCCGCGCUCUGCUCAACCAGACCUCCCCGCUCUGCGCGCUGGAGGAGCUGGCCAGCAAGACCUUCAAGGGACUGGAAGUCAGUGUGUUACAGGCGGCGGAAGGCCGGGACGGGAUGACUCUGUUCGGCCAGAGGACCACUCCGAAGAAGCGUCGGAAGUCCCGGACGGCGUUCACCAAUCACCAGAUCUACGAGCUGGAGAAGCGCUUCCUGUACCAGAAGUACCUGUCCCCCGCCGACCGGGACCAGAUCGCGCAGCAGCUCGGCCUGACGAACGCGCAGGUCAUCACGUGGUUUCAGAACCGCAGAGCCAAGCUAAAACGGGACCUGGAGGAGAUGAAGGCCGACGUGGAGUCGGCCAAGGCCGUAGGCCAGGUUCCCUUGGACAAGCUCGCCAAGCUGGCGGAUCUGGAGAAAUGCGCCAACGGCACGCUGGGCCACCCGCGCCCCGAGUCACCGGCGCGGGGCGGCAAGCAGAACCACGAGCUCGCCCAGAAACUGCGGUCGUCGCCGCUGUCUCCGUUCUCAGACCACACAACGAGUAAAGAGUGCUCAGAGGACGAGGACGUGGAGAUUGAUGUGGAUGACUGAUGGCGCAGCGUGGGGCCGAGGAGGCGAGAACAAACACAGAGAGACGAUAAAGAGAAAAAAGAAAAUCCCACCGAGGACUUGUAACUUACUGCUUAUAUUGUAUACCAUAUCUCAGAACAUGUACCAAAAUGUAAUGACUUUUAUAUCGGCACAGAUAGACCUAUUCAUAGUGAAGCAUGAACACUGAACCAGAAAUAUGCAGUGGUAUUUUACAGUGUAUCCAUACGCGAACUGUUACUCCAUGCAAUCAGAGCAAUAUGGUCGAACAUGAACAUGAGUAACUUAUUAUUUUUUUACACUGCAGGCCAACACACACACACGUACACACACAAACACACACACACACACACAGAAAGAUUUACACGCGCACACUUGUUCCAUUGCUUUUUCUAAAGGCCUGUGACACACACACAUACUCACACACACACACACACACACACACACUCAAAGUGCUCCAGUUUUCCAUACUUUUGCAUGUAAAUGCAUGAUUUGAUUUGUGAUCAUUAUAUAUUUAUUUUGACUUUAUAAUAUUAUAUUUUUUUUAAUUUAAACGCUUUUGUCUUUUCCGUGAGCCAAGUCGCCAUUAAGUCACUUCUGUCACUGCCGGCUCCUCCUCCUCCUCUUCAUCAUCACCUGCCUUCAGUUCAUAUAUUAGUGGUACCCGAUGCUGCAGUGCAUGAUGAUGAUGAUGCUGAACGUAAAAAAGGCAAACUCGGACAUUCACAUGCUUUUUGUGCGUUGUUAUUCUGGGAAACUGCUCCAGCGAUGGCGAGGGAACAACACCAGAGAACACUGCGGUGAUUUUGACGAGCUGUAGGCUACUUUCAGAUUUAUUGUUUGGAUACAAUAGAUUUACAGUUAUAGCCGAAAUUUGUUAUGUUUUGUACACCUGUAAGUGCCUUUCUAAAAUCAGGACAUUAUUUGAAAAACCAAUGCACAGACUGUAAUGUAUAUAGGCUACUAUGGGAAUAAAAUGGCUUUUCUGAAUAUAA